This is a messenger RNA of Paramacrobiotus metropolitanus, 3335 nucleotides long. RefSeq lists its product as uncharacterized. The record is from RefSeq and is a predicted model, not a curated record. The coding region runs from base 1020 to 1952 and encodes 310 amino acids. Lineage: Eukaryota; Metazoa; Tardigrada; Eutardigrada; Parachela; Macrobiotidae. The transcript has 2 exons.
UAUGGACACCGCAGCCGAAUGCCAGCCGUAAGGUCACCUUUUUAUCCCGCCAUCUUCAGAUUAUGGGCAAGACGGAAGCACCCUUCGCGAAUUCUGUAUUAAAUCAACAAACUCGAAACAUUUCUAUGAGUGAAUAACUUCCACACCUUAAAUUUAUCUCGUUAAGCACUAGCGCGGCCGACAUUUGUAAUCACAAAACGAAACAAAACCAAAAUAUUUUGCUGAGUAAGUACCCUAAUUUUUAUUGAAUUUCUCGUACUUUCUGGCCGAAAAGCAUCGUCAGCUUCGCGCUUCGCGCGGGGGUUCGAUUCGGAGCUCAUCUCGUAUUUUAUGUUACCAUUACGAAUACGCCAGUUAUACUCGCCCCCUUAAAAGCUUCUGCACAUUUGUACACUGUAUGUUAUUGUAUCUGCGGUAUCAGCCGCUGUGAAAAUCCAAGAAAAUAAUGAAGACCCCCCUCUUUGGAAAAUUAAGUGUGCUCACCUAGAUUUUGAAGAUUUUAGGCUCUGGCGACUUGGGCACCCUGUUGGUCCUCCACAAGCCCAGAACCAAGCACACCAUUCUCCUCCGAAUGCAGCUGGGGCGCCUCCACCUCCUUUCAUCUCAGCUAGGAGGAGAAUUAUGCGGCGUAUACCGAAAGCAGCACGCGCCUCCGUCGCGAUAGCCUUGACAAAGCUUAUGCGGAGCGCUGUGUCUACCAAUGAUUCCUCUUCAUGGUUGAAGCUGCUGUCCGCCUCCUCAGCUAUUCUCUCCCUUCCAGGCGCUAAUAAGAAAUCACGGAAAACCUCGAUUACCUCUUACAUCCGUGACCGGAUUGCCAGAUUCGAGAACGGCGAGCUCGAAAGCGAAGAACGAGAAGCCCCUGGCAAGCCUCGACACGCUACUCCCGAUGAAGAGAGUACCCGUCGCGUGGGUAUUCAAAUUGAUGACUUUAACGUCAGUGGAGCCGUACGCACCCUGUUUUCAUCCGACUCUAUAGUUGACGCGACCCCGAUUGUUAUUGAGUCCAUGAAGAGGCGAUGCCACGUGGCAGCGCAGGAGGCCUGGAUUACCUGCGCCCACAACAUUUGCUGGAUCUAAUAAGCGCAGGAACAGAUGACGCCGCGUCCGAUCUGUGUGAUACCCUGACGGACCUGCUCAAUCUUAUCCUGGCGGGACAAGUACCUCAGGAUAUUGUUCCGCUGCUCUGUGGCGUACAUCUCGUUGCUCUACGCAAAAAGGACGGAGGACUGCGCCCAGUUGCCGUUGGAAAUGUAUACAGUCGUAUUGUCGCCAAGGCGGUGGGUAUCCGAAUUCUACCAGUCACAUCGGAAAUUCUCCAACCACACCAACUUGGUUCCGGAGUAAAGAAGGGAGUCGAAGGAAUUACCCACGCCACCAGAAACUUUCUCCUUAAAUACAGCAAUGGGGUUAAAGCACUUCUUAAAAUUGAUUUCAAAAAAGGUUUUAACUGCGUCUCUCGAGAAGAAGUACUGCGGAUAGUUGCCGACGUCAUUCCGGAAUAUUACGCCUUUAUCAAAAUGUGUUACAGUUCAUACUCGUCGCUGUUUUUGGGAGAAACGGUUAUUUUCUCUCAGUCUGGCGUGCAGCAAGGAGAUCCUUUUGGGCCCGUGUUGUUUUGUCUGGUACUGCAGUUCAUCGUCGACAAACUGAACUCCUAUCUGAACGCGUGGUACAUGGAUGAUGGAACGCUAGGAGGAACUCCAUCGGAAGUAAUCCGUAACUUCCAGUUUUUGGUUUUCGAAGCUAAAAAGAUUGGCCUGGAAGUCAAUAUUGCAAAGUGCGAAUUGUUCUUGUGCGGGGGCACCGAAGCACAGCGUUCAUCGGCCGCUAACGAGUUCACUAGUUUAUUCCCCGGAAUAGCUAUAAUCACAGCGGAUAAACUGAAUUUGCUCGGGUCGCCCCUUCUACCAUCUGCCGUAAUCCCGAUGAUCAAUGAAAAGAUCAAGUAGCUGGGAUUUAUGUGCGGCCGCUUGCAGUUAAUCCCUAAACACCAAGCGCUUUUCCUGUUGAAGAACUGCCUGGGAAUUCCAAAAAUAGUGCACAUCUUGCGCACCUCUCUUGCAUGGAUGUUUCCACAGGAGUUGUACAGGCUGGACCAGGUCUUUCGCGAAGCAGUGGAAACCAUAACCAAUGUAAGGAUGGACCACCCAACAUGGCUCCAGGCCUCCCUUCCCGUCCGUUUCGGUGGUUUGGGGAUCAGACGCACAGAGAAGCUACCUCCCUCUGCCUACUUGGCAUCGGUUUCUUCGUUGCACCAACUGAUUUCCGGACUGUGCCCCACACUAGCGGCAACGGAUAUCACCACAGCUACCCGCUCUUGGAAGUUAGAGGCCAACACUGACGAUAUUCCGGGACAAGCUUUCCGACACGUCCGGAAAGCCUGGGACACUCCACUAACCCUGAAUGCAUUUUCAAGGCUGACUACACUACGGACUUCACAGGAAGAAAUCGCGCACCUUAAGGCGGUAUCAGUCCCGGAAUCUGGCGUGUGGAUUCAUGCAUUACUCGCCGUUUGCCUCGGUAACCUGCUGGAGGACAACGCUAUCCGCAUCAGUGUUGCGUUGCGUCUGGGAGCGCCGAUCGUUACCCCACACGUGUGCGUUUGUAGAGGGUUAGUCGACGAGCUAGGCCGGCAUGGACUUCGCUGUAAGCGGUCUGCCGGAAGACUACCACGACACGACGGAAUCAGCGCAGAAUUUGCCCGAGGUCUGAAGUCAGCAGGCUUUCCUUCUAGAAUGGAAGGUCUGUCCGUGAAAGAUCUGUCCGUGAAAGAUAAGAAAAGGCCGGAUGUGAUUACACUUAUACCGUGGACACGCGGAAAGCCGCUGGCCGUGGAUGUUACCUGCGUGGACACGCUGGCGGCCUCGUAUAUCGACCGCACCUCCGUGAACGCCGGCGCAGCAGCCGAACUCGCGUAAAGGAAGAAACUUUCGAAACACGCCUGGCUGCAACCAAGAUACGAUUUUGUUGCCGCUGCCUUCGAAAUUUACGGACCUUUGGGAGACGGAACAAAAAAGCUAGUGGAGAAGGUUGGAAACGGUAUAGCGACUUCCACUGGCCAGAAGCAAGCGAAAGCGUUUUUUAAGCAGCGAAUAUCUAUGCAAAUACAACGGGGAAACGCGAUUUGUGUAAUGGGUACGCUCCCCUAUCAGGAUAGCAUGGAGGAAGUUUUUCUGUUAUAAUAACGUUCUGUUUUGGUACUAAGUUUGUACUUGUACUACGAUACUUAUUAAAGGUCAUUCUAUUUGGCUACACAAUGUGUUUGGAACCUAAACCUAAAAACGCAACCUAAAAAAGUGUUUGGAAGUGCGCGUUUUUUUCUAGCUAUGUUG